AUGAUAGCAAUUGCGCUGCUCUUCGAAGGACAGCUCAGGUGCGACGCAUCAGCGGCAUCGGUGACGGGCUGCGAUGCGCCGAGCUGUUCAGUGAGCAGCUUCGUGCAGCGAAGGAGCGUGCUAAACUUGGUCUUUGCGCAGAUGGAUCCCAUCAGCGAUACCAUGCAGCACACGGUGCGUUUGUUGUCUUUGCUGCUUCCGAGCGAUGGAUUUUUUGCUACGCGCCUGGGAGUGGAACUGGCUGCUGCGGCGGCUCCAUCAUAUCAGUCAGCUUCAGGCUCUUUGCUUUAUGCAUCAGCUUUCAGUUUAGCUUCGGUCAUCUCUUUUGGUGAUAAGCCCUUCCGCGGAGAUCAAGAAAAUCAUCUCCUGAUCAGGUUCCUCCUGAGUGCCAGCCUGUGGGGUGGCAAUCCCACGCCCGCGCCAGUGGGUGCCAACUCCGUGCAGAGUGUAAUCGGUUUGGAGUUUCAGCUUCCAGAAGGCUUUAGCUGCGUUGGUGCAGCGGUGCCGCAGACCAAGGCUAUUGGCUCCACAGCGGCCGCUUAUGUAUUUACGCUCUCCAUGCUUAUGGGGUUGUGUAUGGCCACAGUGCAAUUGUCGCUUCGUGGCACGGUGGCAGUGGGUAUUGUCCCCACCAAUGCCAUCGCUUUGGUGGAGGGCGCGCAGCGCACAUUCACAGCAGCGCCAAACGCACCUGUGCUGGGCCUCCUGCGAGAUGCGAGUUUGACGCCCCAAUACUUUGCAGUCACUGAGAGGAAUUGGCUCAGCAUUUUCUUCACCACGGAGCAGAGCUCUCCAGAGAAUGGAGGUCAUUUGCAGCUGAUUUUGCCAAACGGAUUUCUUUUCCAGCCAAGAUGCCUCACGCAGCCGUUGCCCAUGUAUUACUACGCCACCGUUGGCUUCUCCUCUGCAACCUUGCAGCUCCCAGUGCUUCGUUGCAUUGGCAACCUCAGCAGAGCGACAAUCGUGCUUCCAUCAACCACCAGCCUUGUGGCAUCUCGAUCUUAUGCCUUUCAAGUGCAAGUCCUAAACGCAGCAUCAUACCAAGCUGAUCAGCAUGACAACUUCAGGCUUACUACAGAGAGCGCCUCUGGUGAUGCCUUGGAUGGCACCUUGACGACGCUCCGCUAUGUAGCAAGUGACACCAUGGCGCAAUCCUUCGGGGUCUAUCGCUUGGCCAUGGCACCAGGCAACGUCUUUCUGGUGGAGUUUGGUUUCGACUCCAGCAGCCCCGCCGAACGCCUCAGUGCCGCAGCCACUGAAGCACCCCAGGCGCAACAGCGAUGGUUUCGCAAGGAGUGGAGCUUCCAAUCACAACGAUGGCAGGAGAACUGUGCUGUCUUGGAGAGUUUGGCAUUGGAGGAGCCCUUCCAGGAUUUGGCUGCGAGUGGUGCAAAUCUCCAGUGCAGCAGCCUGGUGCUUUUUACAACCCAGCAUGUACAGGUCACCAUCUCCGUGUCAAGUGGCACGGUGAAGGCAGCCGCCUAUAGCUUUGGCCUCAGCGCCCGAAACCCUCUUGUGCCGGAGCGAGGCCUUCUUUGGACUAUCUCCAGCUUUGCGAAUCCGCAGCAGAUUGCAGACCUGAGUUCCACUGUGGAAGGUUUUCAGGUUGAGACGCCAAUGCUCUUCGGUGCAUUGUUGGGACGUGACAGCGGCAUCAGCUACAGCGCCACCCGCCGUGAUGAUCACCCUGGACAGGUGACCAACGUGAUCCUGGCUUUUGAACUGAGCAACACACCCUCGUUUACAGGGGCAGCGACUCUUGUGGUGAAGGCCCCUCCAGGUUUUCAGUUCCCUUCGCUUUGCAGCUUCAUGGUCGUUGGGGACAUCUUUGGGGAUGGCAUCCCUUUUCCUGCGAUCUACUUCCCUUUCGAUCCAAGCGCAGUGGUUUCGAGUUGUCAAGGCCAUGGCCACCGGGCAGAGCUGCAGGUUGGCUUGGGGCUGCGAGCCCAGCGGCGCUACGUGCUGCGCUUGGAGGUGGUCAACCCCGAACAGACAUCCGCUCAAAACUUCUGGAGCAUCAGCUUCAGCGAUGAAGCAAGCGAGCCCUUCGAGGGCUAUCGUCUUUGGCGCUUUGAUGAAGUCUCAGUCACACCAUCAGCCAUUGCUCGCUCCACGUUGGCCGAGGAGACCCCGAACAAUGUGACUAUCCUUUUCCGGACAACGAACGCUUUGCCUUCAACAGGAUUCCUGGCGAUCCAGGCACCUUUUGGCUUCCGGAUUCCCACAAAUUGCCACGCGUCUUUGGUAGAUGCCUUGGCAGAUCAUAUGAGCCACCCAGUCAGCUGCCGUGGCACUGCAUCGCCUUCGAACAUUGGGGAGCUGCAUGUGGCAAAUGAGCUGAUGGCUUUGGGGAAGUACGAGUUAGCUUUGCUUUGUGUCAAUCCCACCAUCAUCACCUUGGAGGCAGGAACCUGGCAAUUGCAAAGCUACUCAACGAAGCAGGCAGACUAUGCGGCACUCUUGGAUUUGGGCCAAGUGAGAGGCUUUCGAUUAACUGAAGUCUUCCACACACUGAAGGUCGUUUAUCCUGUCACAACAGCUCUUGACGAGCUGGAACUUCGUAUCCAGAUCCUACUGUAUACAGCGCUGGAGUCGGGAGAUGUCUUGCAAAUCACUGCGCCUGAUGGGUAUGAUUUUUCAGGCAAUGGCACCGACAGCUGCUCCAAGUACCGCAGGUACUCGACCACGCCAUUUCCGUCGCCGGGAUGCCAAAGCCGGAGCAUCCGAUUCAUCUUGGAAGAAGGCCUUGGCUUGUUGGACCUGCCGGGGAGCACGGAGCGUUUGACACCUUUGCUGGAUUUCAGUGUGGCGACUUGGUAUCCACGAAAGACUUUGAGUGCCCAGGCCACGGUCUUUCAGGGCGAACAGUUGCGUGGGAGCAGUUUGGUGGCGGCGAAGAGCAUCUUUGGACAACUGGUGACCCCACGGCUGCUGGAGCUCUCAGUGUCCCGCGUGGAUCAGAAGGUGACCAUGACCAGCCUGAGCACUUUGAGGUUAACUUUUCGGGUGAGUCAAGAUGCUGAGGCUCUUCAUAUCACGACCGUGCAGGACGUGGUCAGCCAAGACGAAGACCUACGCUUUGACUUCUCAGUGUCACGUGUCACGGAACCCACCGAGGUUCCUGUCACCAGGAAUGAGGUCAACCUAUUGCUGGAGAUGCAGAUGCUUCAGGGCCUCGCCUACGGCGUCACCGUGGCAGAUGUCAGAAACCCUUUGAGCCCUGGCACAGCGCUUUGGACUCUGAGCACCUUUGUCUUCAUCAAUGGAGUCCUUGACGAGAACGUUCGGGAUCGUUCGGUGAAUCUUCUGGGCCCGGUGACUUUGAUUCGUCUUAACAUGCUGGAACAGACAGAUCUCACAGAUCCUUUCUUUGAUAUUGCCAAUACGGAGUUCUUUGUGGCCUUUUCGCUGCUCCAUGGUGUCUCAGCAGGGCAAAUCUUAGAGCUGCGUGCUCCACAGGGUUUUCGCUUCUUGGAACGCAGCUUCAGCCCUGGCGAAGGCUUCCCUCUGAUUUCGGGACAAGUCUUUCUGGACGACGCCUCACCUGACCCCAACGUGCCCUUCUCAUCACGGCCGAGUUUGGCAGUCCAGAUGCUGACACCUUUGGUUGCGGGUCAGAUUGUAAGGUUCUCUGUGAGGCUGCGGACACCCGCAGCACCAGAGGAUUUGGCGCUGUGGGACGAGACGCAUCAGAGCUCUUGGCUGCUGCGUACUUGCCGAGAUCGGCCAUGCGAGGAGGUCACUGCAAGCAACGACGACCUUUUUCCAGGCUUCGUGCUGAAGGCCUCCUUCGGCAGUACCUCACUCACUCCGCAGGCCAACGGCGUGGCACCGCAGCUGUCGGUCACGGUGACAUUGGCAAUCCACCCCAAGGCGUCUUUGGCUUCGCUGCUACAAGGUGGAACUGUUCACGUACGCAUCAGAGCUCCGUUGGGCUUUGACUUCGCAGCGAGCUGCUUAGCCGUGACUCCAAACCGCGUCUUUGAGCGCUGUGAAGGUGAUGGCCGCGUGGCGGUGCUCUUGGCCCGGGACGGAGAGUUAGCCGCUGGCUUCACUUCUGUUGCACUUUUCGUCACCAACGCUGCCAUGACCCCUGCGGAGCGUGUCGGCAACACUUGGGUCUUGGAGUCCUUUGUUGACUUUACAAACACCUCGAUGGUCGUCACGGCGCCAAGUGACCAAGCAAGGCAGCGGUCACAGGUGCCUGGCUAUGAGAUCAGGGAACUUUUGGAGGCCACCAUCGGCGGCAACACUCAACGAGCUGCAGUGACGAUGGUCUUCGUUUGGUUUCUGGCAUCGCAGUUCCUUGAUGUGGGUGGUGCAGUGCAAUUGCACGCGCCCCCGAGCUAUGAGCUGCGCUGCACGCCGCGAGUGCAAUACAUCAGUUUGCCCGCCGGCUCCUGCCGGCUGCUGGCAGGUGUGACAUCGUCCACGGGAGAUGUCUACCACCAGUACCUCUCCUUGGCCUUGACACUCCCUGGCCAACAAGUGUAUCCAAAUACCGCCUACGAGUUUGGUGUGGCGGCCACAAACCCUGCAGCCCCCAUCAGCCCAAACUACUGGGGCUUGGUGCUGUUGAAGCCCGGAAGCGAGGUGGUGGAUUCCACCCGGACUUUGCCAGGGUAUGAACUGACAGAUUACCACCUGUUGGUGCAGGCACCUUUGCCCAGCAGCACACGGCCCGCAGUGGUGAACAUGGUCCAAUUGGACAUCACCUUCCUCAGGCAGCUGCAGCCGGGAGAAGCUGCACAUAUCACGGUCCUGGCACCCAGCACUUCAAAGGUGCUAUGUCAACGGUUUAGCGAUGUGACUGGUGGAGGCAACCUGGCAGCUGCUUUGCCUUUGGAUAACUCCGUGGGCACUUACGGUACUCAUACUUGCCAGCUCCAGAACUCCUUGACGAUGCACCUGGACAUCUCUCGACCGGUUCUAGCUGGUAGCUACGAUCUGCGGAUAGGCGUGUUGAACCCUGGCAUGCGUGCUGCUAAAGACUUCUGGACUGUUGAACUCAUCAAAGAGGUUACUGACUGGCGUACGGCUCCAGCAAUGCUCAAAGUUCAAAUGAACGGCUUUGGCGUGUCUCAGCCUUUUGUGAAGGAGAUUGCGCCCAUUGCCGCCCAGGCCCAAGCCUGGUCAAUAGCUUGGUCAUUGUACCUUUUCAAGCUCGUUCUUCAAGGUGCAGGCUGA
This is a messenger RNA of Durusdinium trenchii, 5187 nucleotides long. NCBI's taxonomy places the organism in Eukaryota, Dinophyceae, Suessiales, Symbiodiniaceae. The record is from the annotation of a GenBank genome assembly.